GGAAACGACAUGCGAACGCAGCGAACCUCCCUGCCAAUGUGCUUUGUAUUGAGCUGAUAAGUCAUCUGCGUGCUCUGUAUUGAGCUAAUAAAUCAGCUGCGUGCUCUGGAUUGAGCUGAUCAAUCAACCAUCUCUGCAACUUGUCUUGAAAGAAGAGACGCAAAUUCACGCAAUGCCGCUCAUUGCAGUUGCCCAACUCUGCAGCACGCAUCACAUCAAGACCAAUCUGCUACAAUGUACGCGUUUGGUAGAGGCGGCCAAAGCUCGAGGAGCUCGCUGUAUCUUUCUGCCUGAAGCAUCUGACUUCAUCGGGCACGAUUCGAAAGCGGCCUUUAGCUUGACAGAUAGUCCCGAGUGUGCGUCUUUUAGACAAUCGAUGCGUCAAUUGGCUCAGCGAUGCAAAAUUGAUAUCAAUGUCGGUUUACAUGAGCGACAUAUUGAUACUCAAGGCAUAGCAACGAACAAGCUAUCGAAUGUACUGACUUGGUUCUUCGGAGAUGGUCAAGAGCCCAUUGACUACAGGAAAUUACAUCUCUUCGAUGUAGACGUACCCGGUGGUCCUGUCGUCAAGGAAUCAGCAUGGACACAACCCGGCCAAGCACCUAUCCCACCAAUCGACACAAGUAUCGGUCGCGUUGGCCUUGCCAUUUGUUUUGACUUGCGCUUCCCGGAACUCGCUGCACAUCUUCGUGCACAAGGUGCACAGAUUCUCGUAUACCCCUCUGCCUUUGCAGUCAAGACGGGACAAGCGCAUUGGGAGGUCUUAUUGCGUGCUCGAGCUAUUGAUACUGGCUGUUUUGUGAUUGCAGCGGCACAGUGUGGUGCACAUAAUGAAAAGCGACGGAGUUUCGGGCAUGCUAUGGUGGUGGAUCCGUGGGGCGAGGUGAUUGCACGGAGGGAGGGAGAUCUAGCAGACGAGGAAGGUCUAUUAUUUGCAGAGAUUGACUUGGACCGUGUCGAGCAAGUUAGACGGGCUUUGCCACUAGCGCAUCGAACAGAUAUCCAAUGGACGCGGUGAUGAGCAUGGCAAAGGGGGAGUCGUCUCGAUUGUGUAUGAGUACGGAAGGGAAGUCAAAGUCAUAGGGACACGCUAGCGCUUCGCCAAAAGAAAAGUUGUUCAUAAAGAACGAAAGAAUAGAGAGUGUCGUUG
Messenger RNA from Protomyces lactucae-debilis, 1150 nucleotides. RefSeq names its product carbon-nitrogen hydrolase. Gene Ontology annotation, molecular function: hydrolase activity, acting on carbon-nitrogen (but not peptide) bonds, in linear amides. The transcript has a single exon. The coding region runs from base 173 to 1018 and encodes 281 amino acids. NCBI's taxonomy places the organism in Eukaryota, Fungi, Ascomycota, Taphrinomycetes, Taphrinales, Protomycetaceae. The record is from RefSeq and is a predicted model, not a curated record.